AUCUCAAAACUGUCAUUCUCAUUCGUAUCGUGAAUCGAUUUUAAAAUUUUGUUUAACAAUUUUAUUUCAGAAAUACUUUAUAAAAUAAAUUGUACCAGCAUUUUAAUAUAAGCGUCAGGAAACACAAUGGUUCGUCAAAGAAAUACUCGCACAACCGAUGAAGCAGACUAUCAACCCAUGGUCACUACUACUACUGAUAAGAACAUAACUACUUCAAAGUCUCUCUUUCUUGUGCUGAUAAUCUUUGUAUCUUCUGUGAUGACUUUGGCACUCGUUUAUACCCAAUUCCCAGAUUUAGAAGAACAUGAGAAACCUCAUGUAAAACUGCCAUGGGAUUUGGAAGAGGCUAAGCAACUGGGACUUGUAUUGGAUCGCUACAAAGACAAAUACUUUUAUGAAGUAAUGUUUGGAGUGUUUGUCAUUUAUAUUUUUUUGCAAACAUUUGCAAUACCUGGAUCAAUUUUCCUGAGUAUACUUUCAGGAUUUCUAUUCCCAUUUUAUUUAGCUCUUCUUUUAGUUUGUUGUUGCUCAGCAAUUGGAGCAAGUUUAUGUUUCUUUUUGUCUAAUUUACUUGGGAAGAAGCUUGUGAACAGAUAUUUUCCAGAAAGAGCAGCACAAUGGUCAAAAGCUGUUGAAAAGCACAAAAAUAACUUGCUGAACUAUAUUAUAUUUCUGAGAGUGACUCCAUUUUUGCCCAAUUGGUUUAUAAAUAUGACUGCACCUGUAAUAGGUGUGCCUCUCAUUCCAUUUACUCUAGGAACAUUUAUUGGAGUGGCACCUCCAUCAUUUGUUGCCAUCCAAGCUGGUCAAACACUGCACUCCCUGACAUCCACAAGUGAUGCUUGGUCAUGGACAUCAAUCAUCGUUCUUAGUGCCUUUGCAUUAAUAUCACUGAUCCCAGUAUUAUUAAAGAAUAAACUACAGGAAAAAUUUGAUUGAAUAUGAACUAGUAAUUUUUAGUUAAAUGUAUUUAAUAUUUAUUAAAUAAAUUUGUUUUGUACAUUCCA
Molecule: messenger RNA, 1007 nt
Organism: Ostrinia nubilalis (European corn borer)
Lineage: Eukaryota; Metazoa; Arthropoda; Insecta; Lepidoptera; Crambidae
Gene: stas
Product: transmembrane protein 41 homolog
Exons: 6
Coding region: 127-939 (270 amino acids)
Cellular component (GO): endoplasmic reticulum membrane
Source: RefSeq, a predicted model, not a curated record